This is a messenger RNA of Macroventuria anomochaeta, 1127 nucleotides long. RefSeq lists its product as uncharacterized. Lineage: Eukaryota; Fungi; Ascomycota; Dothideomycetes; Pleosporales; Didymellaceae. The record is from RefSeq and is a predicted model, not a curated record. The transcript has a single exon. The coding region runs from base 319 to 921 and encodes 200 amino acids.
GGAGGGUUUCGUCUAUCGUCUGAAGUUCAAUCCUUCAACAUGACCAGGAUGGCUGCUGAGCCGCUCUCUGUACCACCGAAAACGUCGUAACAGAGUGGCGACCUAUAUAUUGACUCGGAAACCUGCAUCGAGCUACCCAGCACGCGCCUUCAAUCAGCCAUCUCUUUUAUCAUUGUCAUUCUUUCGGCUCUGGUAGCCCCACUUGCAUUUGCUAUACAUACUCAUUCUUUCGGUUCUGGUAACCCCACUUGCAUUUGCUGUACAUACUCACUCUUUCUUCUUCUCUUUGCAUUUGAUACCCACUACUUUCCAAACGAAAUGCUCUACUCAAGCAUCUUUGCUGCGUGCGCACUCCCGCUCGCCUUCGCGGCACCGUUCUGCACUCGUCAGAACAGCACCACAAAUGGGACUGCGACGUGCGACCUCAGUACCGUCUCUCAGCCUGCCAACGCCCUCACGCCACCUUCUUCGGAUCUGCACCUCAUCCUCAUCGCCCAUGGAGAAGGGACGCAAAAUUAUACAUGCGCAACGCCGGCUUCCCUUCCAUCAGCAAUUGGUGCUGUAGCCGAACUAUACAACGCCUCUUGUGAGGUCGCCAACCCCAGCGAAGCGCAGAACAACAUCGUCCAAGCAGCGGCCAUUGGCAACCAUUUCUUCGCUGAUCUCACCACGCCCGCCUUCGACAUUCCAGUUCUAGGCAACGCCAAGACGAAGAAGGUCGAAGAGGUUGCUGCACCAAACCCGAGCGCUGACAUCAAGUGGCUCAGGCUGCAAGCGCAGACUUCAAACUCUACGAGUCAGGUCAAGUACAUUUACAGGCUAAACACUGCUGGUGGACUUGCGCCUACCAGCUGUGAGGGGAGAGCGGAAGGUGAGGUGGUUACGGUGCAAUACCAAGCACAGUACUGGGUCUAUGUUUAAGUGCGGUGGAACGCAAUGUCGCAUGACUGUGCGAUGGCCGAAGUUUACGAUUUUGGAUGAUCAUGUGUAAUGGGGUGUGGGUUUCUUUUGGGUAAGUCUUUGAGCAAAGGGUUUGGGUUGUACGUUGUAGGAGAGCGAAGACAAUUCAAACAUAAUUGAGCGACCGACAGAAUGGCGCUCACACGCCGCGAGCGUUUGUAUAUGCA